Molecule: messenger RNA, 2059 nt
Organism: Tachysurus fulvidraco (yellow catfish)
Lineage: Eukaryota; Metazoa; Chordata; Actinopteri; Siluriformes; Bagridae
Gene: snapc1b
Product: small nuclear RNA activating complex, polypeptide 1b
Exons: 10
Coding region: 54-1121 (355 amino acids)
Biological process (GO): snRNA transcription by RNA polymerase II; snRNA transcription by RNA polymerase III
Cellular component (GO): snRNA-activating protein complex
Molecular function (GO): sequence-specific DNA binding
Source: RefSeq, a predicted model, not a curated record
CCUUCCUUCCUUCCGGGUUCCUUUUGUUUACGUUCUUGUGUCCGAGCUGUAAAAUGGAUUAUUUUACCAAGACUCUGAAGGCAGAUUGUCAGGAUUUACUCGGGCGUUUUCAGACCAGGGCUUCUGUGCGCUUUGAGGACUUUUCAGCCAUCUGGAGAGAAAUGAAUUUCUCCACAAUAUUUUAUGGAAACUUGGAGCCCAGUGAGAAGAAGGUCUUCGCUCGUUUGGCUUUGUCCACAGCCUCUCCGUAUCUUCUCCCUCCGCACUCCUUCCAUAUUCGUGUCGGAGGUCUUUACCUGCUCUACGGCCUCUACAGCUCUCAGCUCAACACUCCCAAGGAACGGAUUCGCAUCGCUCUGAAGGACUGGGACGAUCUGAUCCGGUUCCAGCAGGAUGCGUUAAACGCGCAGCACUACGACGUGGUCUACAUUGUCAGGAAACUGCUGUAUGAAAAAGCCUUCUGCUUCACCGCCAUGCCAGACAAGCUGUCCUACAAGGUGAAGAAGAAGCGAGUGGACCAGAGGCAGAACCUGUGCGAGUCGUUUGUGGACCGUCCGUCUCGACCUCAGGAGCUCAUCAGCGACAAAUUGCUGGAGGAGCUGACCAACGUCCACGAGCACUACGAAGGGCUGAAGAAGUCGGUUCUACAGCCGCAGUCGCCUCGGGCCAAUCUGAGUCUCAUCAAACAGAACCUGGUGCCCAAACUGCGCAGCUCCGUUCUCACGUUCUCCAGCUGGCAGGAGAAUCAUGCUGACAGUCAGAGUGACAGAGACGCAGGAGAAGGAACAUCAAAUCAGAAGGAGAGUUCCCACAGAGCUCGGCUCCUGGCCUCCAUCAAAUCCAGGUCUUACUCUCAGGCUGUGGAGGCUACGAAGUCUCGGCGUCACAGACAAGUCAAGGUGACGUCGGCGGAUCAGGACCCGGAGUCCAUGCAGCGAGCCCGCGGGUUCACGAGACCUCCUUCUCUGAAAGCACGCACCAAAUCACGCUUCAUGACCGAGGAAAGCCAGAUGGCGGAGCUGCAGACCACAACCCAGCUGUGGCGCCUCGCUGCGGUGGAGGGACACAAGACCGAAGGAAAAAAGAAGAAAAGAUUCAUCUGGAAAGAACACGUGCAGUAACCACUAUACAGCCUGAUUGGACGGGUCUAACGUUACGGGGUGAUCGGAUGGACGCAUGAUGUGUCGUAUCUGAUUAGAGGAGAUUGUGACGGGUGAAAGUUGAUCAGACAAGCUUGGAAAAAGUCAUGUCUGAUUGCACGAGCUUGUAGAUAGCUGCGGCACGUUUGAUUGGCUGAAGUAUGAUUGGUCUGGAUCCUGUAGCUGGUUGUGUCUGAUUGGACAGUUGUGACAUGUCUCUCAUUCUCUCUCAUCUCUUUCCAUAAGAAGUGUCUGAUUGGACAGCUGGGUAACAGGUCACAUCUGAUUGGACAGCUGUGUAACAGGUCACAUCUGAUUGGACAGCUGGGUAACAGGUCACAUCUGAUUGGACAGCUGGGUAACAGGUCACAUCUGAUUGGACAGCUGGGUAACAGGUCACAUCUGAUUGGACAGCUGGGUAACAGGUCACAUCUGAUUGGACAGCUGUGUAACAGGUCACAUCUGAUUGGACAGCUGGGUAACAGGUCACAUCUGAUUGGACAGCUGGGUAACAGGUCACAUCUGAUUGGACAGCUGAUUGGAUGUCAUUGUGGGUUUUUAUUAUUGUUUUUAUGUUUACAAAAGAAAAUAUGUGAAGUUACUUUUAGAUAAAUGAGAUUCUUAAUAACAAAAGAUGGGCUUUCAUUUGAAGUGUAUUUUUAUCCCAUAAUAUUUGCAUUGCUUUUGUCUUUUAAUACUGUUUAUAUAUGGAGUCUGAACAAGUUAAUGCUUUUAUUGCAGUUUUUAUACACAUGAUGUUAAAAUGCCUCUCCUGGUUGUUGUUGUUGUUGUUGUUGUUGUUUCUUUCCAUUUUAUUUGGCAGUAAAUGUCUGUAUGUGAACAUUGCUGUAUUAUUCUGUGCUUUUCUUUGCCAUCCUGAUUACUGUGUAAUAAAGAAGCACGAUGUCAGAACAAAGCAA